Molecule: messenger RNA, 2986 nt
Organism: Paramormyrops kingsleyae
Lineage: Eukaryota; Metazoa; Chordata; Actinopteri; Osteoglossiformes; Mormyridae
Product: ras-related protein Rab-1B-like
Molecular function (GO): GTP binding; GTPase activity
Source: RefSeq, a predicted model, not a curated record
CGUCGUUUCCGGUGACGUCACGCUCGCACCUGCGCAGCCAUCUUGUGUUUUACGCGAGAAAAAAAGGGAGAGAAACAAAAACAGAAAAAUAAACCCCAGGAAGGAAGGUGAGCUACGACUGUAGUCCUUAUGAAAAAGCCGAACUGAAAGGAACUACCUUCGGAGAAGAAAAAAUAAGAAGGAAGAGGGCGAGUCCAUCAGUCAGCCUGCUGUCGGAGCCAAGCACCGUUUAGUUUGCUUUUAGCGGAGACCGAAAGAACGAGGAAGAGCCGACAGGAAGAGCGCAGCCGGCCAGUCGCACCAUGAAUCCCGAAUAUGACUACCUGUUCAAGCUGCUCCUGAUUGGUGACUCUGGUGUGGGCAAAUCCUGCCUUCUACUGCGAUUUGCUGAUGACACUUACACCGAGAGCUACAUCAGCACUAUAGGGGUGGACUUCAAGAUCCGCACCAUCGAGCUGGAUGGCAAGACCAUCAAGCUACAGAUUUGGGACACCGCUGGGCAGGAGAGGUUCCGCACCAUCACUUCCAGUUACUACAGAGGAGCUCAUGGGAUCAUCGUCGUUUAUGACGUGACGGAUCAGGAGUCGUAUAACAACGUGAAGCAGUGGCUGCAGGAGAUCGAUCGCUAUGCCAGCGAGAACGUCAACAAGCUGCUUGUGGGCAACAAGUGUGACCUCACCAACAAGAAAGUGGUGGACUACACAACGGCCAAGGAGUUCGCCGACUCGCUGGCCAUUCCAUUCCUGGAGACCAGUGCGAAAAACGCCACCAACGUGGAGCAGGCCUUCAUGACCAUGGCAGCAGAGAUCAAGAAGCGAAUGGGUCCCGGGGCCACCGCUGGGGGAGACAAGCCAAACCUGAAGAUCGAGAGCACCCCGGUGCGGCCGGCCGGCGGAGGUUGCUGUUAGGACCCCUCCGUGCUGAAGUACCCCCUCCCCACGUUCUGCCCCCUCCGCUCACUCCCUGACCCCCUGCAGGAGUGGGAAGGGGGCUGGGUGAAGCUGGGAUUGGGGUCUCGCAAGGAGAGGCAGGAGGAGCAGAGGAGCUGGGAGAGAGAGAGGAGAUGUUUCAGAACUUGGGACUAACCUGUGAUCUUCACUGUAAACCCUGACAAAAAUGAAAAAAAAAAAAAAUAGAGCUGGGGAGAUGUGAGCUCUCUCCCCCCCCCAUCACGCACACGCACACACAUACACAGGAGGAAGAGGAGGAGGAGGGGCGGGCUCAGCUGGGGGUUGGGGGGACUGCGGGGUAGAGAUGCAAUAUGAUAUCAGUUCUGGUUCUAGCUUACCCAUUAAACUGGACCACAGGCAUAUGAACACACACAUUCACACAUCAGACAGACGCUCAAACACUAGGCAGGUGUGCUGGAGGGGGCUACCGCUGGAGGGGGCUACCGCUGGAGGGGGCUACCGCUGGAGGGGGCUACCGUUCACAGGGAUCUGCUUUGAUGUAGCGACGGCUUCGUUCAGCCCUGGAAAACCAGCCGUUUCCUGCAGGUUAACUUUGUUCUUUGCUAAAUAAAGAGCAGUCUGACCCCCUCCCCCUCUCCCAGCGCAUCGCAGCUCUCUGGCUGGUGGGUGUGAACAGUGGCUCUCUAUUGCCUGCUUUCCUGUAGUGAAUUUCCUUUCUGGUGAGGCACUGAUGGGGAGAAUUGGGGGGGGGGGGCUUGGCGAGGGCCCUGGUGCUUUUGAAGGACAUACCAUGCACUCACAUAUGUGUACGUUCACGUCACACACGCCGUCACACACGCCGUCACACACGCCGUCACACACGCCGUCACCCCUGUGAUGUGUUAGGUGGCGGCGGACUGACGGGCUUCAGAGCGGCUGCCCUGCAUGGCAGGCGGGGGGGCAGAGUGGCAAUGAGCGAUGUUUCCUCAUCUUGUCAUUUUUAUUAUAAUGUAUUUGCGGUUUUACUACUUUUUGUUUAGUUCUCUAGCCCAGCCUGUGUGUACUGACGCUGCUUCGCUGUCGCUUUGAGUUCCUCUUUCUUCCCCAUCCAUCCGCUCGCAUCCCCCUCAUAAAUGCCGCUUUCUGACCUCGGGGUCUCCCCUGCCCCGGCACAUGGGCGUUUUCACGCCCGCAUGCGGGGAGGCCUUCCCGCUUGGCGUGAGAGCGUCGCACGUUUGCUGCCAAACCUCUGCUGUGAGCCCGAUGUCUCAGAUCUUCGCCAUGCGUCGCUUACGAGCCCUGUUUUUGUCCCGAGUUUAAGAAGCAGGCGUCCUUCAAGUGUGUGGAAAAGGCAUCAUUCAGCUUGAGGGAUGUUCCCUUGAAACGAGCUUUUGAUCAUUUCAGUUGGAAAUACAUAUGUCACUCUGUUAUAAGUGCUAUUAAUCUACUAAUCUAAUUAUGCCUAACUUGCUGGUAGAUGCAUCCUUAACGGCGACGAACCCUCGCUUCUCCCCAUUGUUUUAUUUAUGUUACUGCUCCCCCCAGCUGUGGGUUGUCUGAGGAGUCGUAAACACAUCUUGUCUGUAUAAUGUUUUUGCCGCUUGUUGUCUGCCCCGGCUCCGUACUCUUCCGCUGUGGGCGAGGUGCCCCAGCCUGUGUCUUCAUUAAAAGUACGGCUGUCCCUACACUUUCUCUGUCGCUCGGAUUUAUGGCGUAGAAUCUCGGCUUAGCGAAGCAGCGGUUUAGGUGGAGUGAAAACCUGGAGGAGGUUGAAUGGAGUCCACUUCUGAAGCGGGGGUGUGGAAUGAAGGAUGUGGUCGACGAGGGCGGGGUCACAUUGAUGCCUAAACUUUACUGCAGUUUAUAUCCUGCCUGCUCACCAAACGGUUACCCUGCGGGCGAGCGUUGCGCUCACGUGGCCGGGGCACGGUGUGUCCACGUGCGAAGCCGUAGGCUGAGGGAAGGUAGUUGGUUUGUCUCCAAAUGUUAGGUCUUGUUUGCUGUGGGUGAUAAAGAAAUGUUUCUGACUGAAAUGUCACCUGGGGCUUUGGAGCUGUUUCAGUGGUAAUAAAAUCUAUUAUUAUUCCUCUUGUUAA